GUUUGGGGCCUUCACAUUCGCGCACAGCGCCGGCCAUGAUAUUCCAGUUCCGGGGAUAUUUGGAGGUCGAUUUGCAAUGCGCCAUCUCCCGCGACACAUGAUCGAAGAGUUGCAAAGUUACUCCGCAUCUCAUCUUCCAAAAAGAGAUACGAACAAGAAAUGUGGUCCAGGUGUGGGUUUCUGUGAUCCGGGCGAUUGCUGUUCACCUGUAGGCUACUGCGGUCGAGGCUCCCAAUAUUGUGCGAGUCCGAAUUGCCAGAUCGACUAUUCAAACGGCUGCGAUGCAACAUCCAAACCCUUGGGCGAGUCGACGCUCAACGUAUCUCGACCACUCAUCGGCAAUGUCACUUACGAUGGUGCGGGAAUCGACCAUUGUAAGAACCCCGGCACAAUAGCCUUGACCUUUGAUGAUGGUCCAUACAACUACACAUCACAUCUCCUUGACGUACUCGGGGCAUACGGUGCGAAAGCCACCUUCUUCAUCACGGGAAACAAUCUGGGCAAAGGCCAGAUCGAUAUCGAGGAGACUGGAUGGCCAGAUAUCAUCCGACGCAUGCAUGCCGAAGGGCAUCAGAUAGCCGGGCAUAGCUGGGGCCAUCAAAAUAUGAGUUCGCUCAAUGAGACAGAACAAGUUCGCCAGGUGGAGUAUCUCGAGAUGGCGAUCCGGAACAUCCUGGGUUUCUUUCCUACGUACUUCCGUCCGCCAUACGAUGAUUGUCACAACGGAUGCCAGACUGUUCUUAAGAGAAUGGGAUACCAUAUCACAUACCAAAAUGUUGUCAACAACGAUUGGCAGAAUGACGAGGGCUCGAAGAUAGAGAUCUCCAAGGAAAAGUUCGUGGCGUCCAUGCGUCAGACAACACCUCGUGAUGCGAACCACAUUUUCUUAAUGCAUGAUACGCAUUAUCAGUCUAGUUGGAAUUUGACGAGUUAUAUGUUGGACUACUUCGAGCUGUUCAAUUUCAGUCGCUCUGUGACCGUUGGUGAGUGUAUGGGGGAUGCUCCAGAGAAUUGGUACCGUGCUGCUGGCGGUGCUGCCAAUCAUAGCCUCUUGUUACGCAAAAGUCGCGGCAGUACUCUCCAGUAUAGUACAUUGCUCCUUGCAUGUACACAAUUAAUAGUGAAUAUUUUUUCUUAGAUAGCUCUAGGGUAAUAGAUUGAUGCAUUUUCCACAA
This is a messenger RNA of Paraphaeosphaeria sporulosa, 1175 nucleotides long. Its product is annotated as glycoside hydrolase/deacetylase. Bases 77 to 1138 code for a protein of 353 amino acids. The transcript has 7 exons. The record is from RefSeq and is a predicted model, not a curated record. Gene Ontology annotation, biological process: carbohydrate metabolic process. Gene Ontology annotation, molecular function: chitin binding; hydrolase activity, acting on carbon-nitrogen (but not peptide) bonds. Lineage: Eukaryota; Fungi; Ascomycota; Dothideomycetes; Pleosporales; Didymosphaeriaceae.